GAAUGUGGUCUCACUUGUCACGCUCACUGCGUUCACUUCGUACCUGACUUCUGUGGUAUGUCCAUGGAGGUGGCUAAUCAGAUUUUGAUGGAAAUCAAGAGGACUAGAAGAGGACAGUCAUCGUCGGGCCCAGGCAUGAGCGGACGGACCCUGCGACCGGACAAGCCAGCAAAACCUCUGCCACCAGCGCAACCUCAAUCUCCAGGCCAACCCGGUCAAGACCAAGCCCAAUCCGACAGAUACUCUUACGGCAAAGAGCAGAUGAGUCCUCCACCUGGUCCUCCACGACAGCAAUCAUACGCUACAUCAGCAGCGUCAAUCGAUGCGGCAAGAGCCUCUUUCUCCGGAUCCAGCUCUGGCGCCGCUCCCACGUCGCCUACUGCAGGGUCAAGACCUUCAUCAGGACCACGCACCCAAUCUUCGGUCGCUGCGGCUGCAGCUGCGAUGAACAAAACCACAGCUCAACCUGCCUAUGGCCGCAGUAACACGGACUAUGCGCCACAGGGCGGAAGGACGUCAGGUAGUGGAUACCCAGCAGAUCAACGCAUACCACAACAGCAAGCUCCUCAAUCGGCCGCCUACGAUCCAUCGGCAUAUGCCAACAUCCCGAGCUACCCACCGAGCCAUCAACAGCCCGCACCGAUGCCCAACUACCCACAGAAGUCUUCAUACGCUCUACCACAGCCAUCGCCACAAGCGCAACCCCCGCACCAGCAACAAGCGCCUCCUUCCCAACCGAAGAUGCAAGAACCAUCCGCGCCCGCGAAACAACCCCCGUCGGCGGUAAUAGAGGCACCAGGCAAGAAGGUCACACCGGCAGCGAACACACAAGGAACUGGCAAGAGGAUAGGUUUGGAUCACUUCAACUUCCUUGCAGUCCUUGGUAAGGGUAACUUCGGAAAGGUCAUGUUGGCAGAGACGAAGAGCACCAAGCAGCUUUACGCUAUCAAGGUUCUGAAGAAAGAGUUCAUCAUCGAGAACGACGAAGUGGAAAGCACACGUUCAGAGAAGCGAGUCUUCUUGAUCGCGAACAAGGAGAGACAUCCGUUCCUACUGAGUUUGCAUGCUUGUUUCCAGACCGAGACCCGUGUGUACUUCGUCAUGGAGUACAUUAGUGGUGGUGAUUUGAUGUUGCACAUUCAGAGAGGCCAGUUCGGCACGAAGCGCGCACAGUACGGUCCCACAUCAUCAUCAAAAAGACAAUCACUAACAUCUUUACAGGUUCUAUGCUGCCGAGGUCUGCCUUGCACUGAAGUACUUCCACGAGAACGGCGUCAUCUACCGAGAUCUGAAAUUGGAUAACAUUCUGCUCACGCUAGAUGGACACAUCAAGAUUGGUGAUUACGGGUUGUGCAAGGAAGAGAUGUGGUAUGGAUCAACUACCAGCACUUUCUGUGGUACUCCCGAAUUCAUGGCACCAGAGGUAAGUCUCGUCCAUCAUCAC
Alternaria rosae is the source of this 1444-nucleotide messenger RNA. RefSeq lists its product as uncharacterized. NCBI's taxonomy places the organism in Eukaryota, Fungi, Ascomycota, Dothideomycetes, Pleosporales, Pleosporaceae. The transcript has a single exon. Gene Ontology annotation, biological process: intracellular signal transduction; peptidyl-serine phosphorylation. Bases 58 to 1302 code for a protein of 414 amino acids. Gene Ontology annotation, molecular function: ATP binding; protein serine/threonine kinase activity. The record is from RefSeq and is a predicted model, not a curated record.